CAGAGCCGGGGAGAGAACCCAGGAGUCCUGGCUCCCAGCCCCCACUCCCCUCCCAGAGCCGGGGAGAGAACCCAGGAGUCCUGGCUCUCAGCCCCCCCUGUUCUAACCACCAGCCCCCACUCCCCUCCCAGAGCUGGGGAGAGAACCCAGGAGUCCUGGCUCCCAGCCCCCACUCCCCUCCCAGAGCCGGGGAGAGAACCCAGGAGUCCUGGCUCCCAGCCCCCACUCCCCUCCUAGAGCCGGGGAGAGAACCCAGGAGUCCUGCCCCCUUGCUGUGGGCCUUUCUGCAGCAGUUGUCCCUAGCUCUAUGUAGCUGUAACCCCACUGUCGGCCCAAAAUGUGACUGAAAAUGAUACUCCCAAGCACUUCCUCAUUCAAAGUCUCAGACACCUCCUUGACAAAACUCCCAGCACCCCUCAUUGCCUCCUCCGGCAAGGAAGAGAGACGGACUGUGCCGUGGGGCUCAGCUCAGAGCCGGCAGGGAUCCUGAGCCAUUCCCCAGCCCUGCGCCGGGGAGGAAGGGAGCCGAAGGCGUGGGACACACCAGGUCUCCGUGCCAGUGUGGAGAGUCCCCAGUCCCCGGGGAGGCAGGAUGAGCCCCGAAUUUCCCCUCCUGGCCUCACUGCUGCUCCUCAUGCCCGGGGCGGUUGCCUAUGGCUUCAGGAACUGUAUCCAGUCCAUGGAGAACCCAUGCAGCUUCCGGUGCAUCCAGCGCUUCCUGAAGGACAUAAUGAGCGCUGUGGGCGACCUGCCGCCCAAUGCCACUUUCAUCAACAUCUCCCACAACUUCAUCAGCCGCCUGCCUGUGGCCAGUUUUCGCCACCUGCCACACCUGCAGCAGCUGCAGCUGGUCUGUAACCGCCUGGAGACGAUAGAGGACUGGGCCUUCGAGAACCUUGGUGCCUUGCACACGCUCAACCUGUCCAACAAUCACUUGGCCAACCUGUCCGAAGGGGCCUUCCGAGGCCUGGGUAACCUCACCAACCUCUCCCUGAGCAAUAACCCCCUGAACACGAUUCACCCCCAUGCCCUGCAGCCCCUGGGCAACCUCCGCAUGUUGGACCUGUACUCCUGCCGCCUGGUGAGCUUCACCGACGUGGCCUGCAGCCUGCAGGGGCUGACGAGACUGCGGGUGCUGAACCUGUCCUGCAAUAGCCUGCGUUCUCUCAGCUCCAGCUGUCCACUCCCCCUCUCCCUCUCCAUCCUGCAUCUGUGCAACAAUUCACUCAGGGCCGUGGACGGCGGCAGCCCACGGCUCCUGCGCCACAUCCAGAACCUGGACCUGUCCUACAACAACAUCUCCAACGUCAUGUCCUUUGCUCGCGCCGAACUCCAGAACCUCAGCUACCUGCUGCUGAAGGGGAACCCCUUGGAUGUCUUCCACCUUCUAAACGUGUCCAGCCUGCGGCCUCGCAGCCUGGACUACUCCGGCCUGCACUUAGGCAACGAAGGCGUGAGCAAGGUCUGCCAACGCUUGGGCAAGCACCAACUCAAGCACCUUCGGCUGCAGAGCAACAACAUCCAGGAGCUGAGGAACGUGUCCUUCUCCCUGUGUCCGCCAAUCCGGACUCUGGACCUCUCAUGGAACAAGCUCAGGUGGCUGGACUGCGUGGACAAGUGGCAGCACAAGACUCUGGAGAGCCUGGUGGUAGAACAUAACCUGCUGAACGGACUUGGCACUUGCCAAAACUCCUCCUUUUUGGAGACGUUGCAGAAUAUCAGCUUCCGCUACAAUCGUAUCCUCUCAGUCAAACACUGGGCAUUCAGAUACGCCCCAAAUCUGCGCAUCCUCCGCCUCAACAUCAACACCAUCGCCUACCUGGACAAACAUGCCCUGAAGGGGCUGUACAACCUCACUGAGCUGCGGCUGGACAACAACCUGCUGACCGACCUCUACAGGCCCAGCUUCGCCGACCUGGUCAGACUCCAGACCCUCAACCUCCGCAAUAACCGUGUCUCCAUCCUCUUCCCCAUGGUCUUCGGGAACCUCCACCAGCUCCAGAUCCUGGACCUGGGGGGCAACAACAUCCGCAACUUGACCAAUAAGUCAUUCAGCGGCCUAAGCAGCCUCUCCAAACUCUACCUGGAUGGCAACUGCAUCAAGAAGAUCAGCAGCGACAUUUUCUGCCCGGUACAGGCCACGCUAGAGGUGCUGGAUUUGACAGGCAACAAACUGCAGUACAUCACCAAGACGCAGCACAAGAGCCCACCCUUCAGGCACCUGCACAAACUCUAUGAUCUCAAGCUCCAAGCUCAGCAGCCGUACGGCAUGAAAAUAAUCCCCCCCAAGUUUUUCCAAGGCCUGGCCGCCCUGCGCUCCCUCUAUCUGUCAGAGAACAAGCUGCUCUCCAUCUCCCCAGAUGCCUUUGACGACCUUGCCCAGCUGCAGUACUUGAGCUUGGCUGACAGCUGCAAUGGCAUGCAAGAUCUGCCGCCUGGGAUCUUCAAAAACCUGCGCCGCCUGCAGAAACUGAACCUGGAGAACGUGGGGCUCCACUCGCUGACGCUGGAGGUCUUCGGGAACCUCAGCAAUUUGAUCUCGCUGCUCCUGGCCAAGAACCAACUGCAGACCGUCAAUGCAAGUGUGGCCAACGCGCUGCACUUGCUCAAGUACCUGGACCUACGGAAAUGCCCCCUGAGCUGCACCUGCGAGAACCUGUGGUUCCAGAACUGGCUGACCAACCGGUGGGUGCAGGUGGUCUAUCUCUACAACUACUCCUGCGACUCCCGCCAGCAGCUGGGCUACGUGUACAGUUUUGACACACACGUCUGCUUCCUGGACGUGGGGCUGUACCUGUUCUCUGUCACCACCCCGGCGCUGCUGCUUCUCAUGCUGCUGCCCCUGGUCUACCACCGCGCCUACUGGCGGCUCAAGUACCAUUUCUACAUCCUGCGCUCCUGGGUGAACGACCGCUGGAGGAGGCAGGACGGGGAGCACUUCCAGUACGAUGCCUUCGUCUCCUACAACUCCGCUGACGAGGGGUGGGUGCUGGAGCAGCUGGUGCCGAGCCUGGAGAGCUGCCAGGGCUCCUUCCACCUCUGCCUGCACCACCGGGACUUCGAGCUGGGGAAGAGCAUUGUUGACAACAUCGUGGACAGCAUCUACAACAGCCGCAAGACCAUCUGUGUCAUCAGCCGCAGCUACCUGCAGAGCGAGUGGUGCUCUCUGGAGAUCCAGCUGGCCAGCUACCGGCUCUUCGAGGAGCUCAAGGAUGUCUUGGUGAUGGUACUCCUGGAGGCCAUCCCUGACCGGGAGCUGUCCGCCUACCACCGCAUGAGGAAGGUGAUGCUGAAGAAGACGUACAUCCGCUGGCCCCCGGAGCCUGCGGCCCAGAGGCUCUUCUGGACCAAGCUCCGGAAGGCUCUGAAAGGCAGCUACACGGAGGAGGAGGAGGAGGAGUUGUAUCCACUUGACAAGGAAGAUAAGCCACUCCUGGAGUCCACAUCCCAGCUUGGCUAAGGAAAUGGGAGUUUCCAGUGGUUCUAUACCACUGCCAAUCCCCAUCCCCUACAGCCCACCACUUCCUCUAUCGCCAGCAACUUCCCCACCUCACAACCUCUAGUGCCCACAGCAAGCAGCCCGCCAGGGUCUGUCUCCGAGGCUCAGCUUGCUCCUGUCUCUCGGGAGUUUUGCCACUGGCUUCCCUGGGAGUAAGAGCAUCCAGCCCCCACCUGGCCUCGUGGUUGAAUGAGCCUCGUGAGUGACAGAACUGGGCAAUGGGACCCGAGCCCAGUUUGAAUUCAUCUCGGGACACACUGGAAGCAACAGCACUAGAGGGACUUGUAGGUAAAUUCUGACCUGGGAUGCGGGACAGCCAGGACUGCAGGGAGGAAGGGAGCAGAAUUCCCGCAGACAGCUGAACUAUCCUCAGAGUGCUCCAGACAGGAACUAAUUAACCCUCCCCACCCCCACCCAGGAGGUGUCUUUAUCCCUGUUCUAUGGAGGUGACUUCUACAAGGUCACCCAGCCAAUCUGGGGCAGAGCACUCCUGGAGCCCCCCUGCUCUAACUCACCAGCCCCCACUCACUCCCAGAGCCGGGGAGAGAACCCAGGAGUCCUGGCUCCCAGCCCCCCUGCUCUAACCCACCAGCCCCCACUCCCCUCCCAGAGCCAGGGAGAGAACCCAGGAGUCCUGGCUCCCAGCCCCCCUGCUUUAACCCACCCAACCCCACUCCCCUCCCAGAGCCAGGGAGAGAACCCAGGAGUCCUGGCUCCCAGCCCCCCUGCUUUAACCCACCCAACCCCACUCCCCUCCCAGAGCCGGGAAGAGAACCCAGGAGUCCUGGCCCACAGCCCUCCCUCCUGUUCCUUCCAUCUGGGAAUUCAGUCUCCCUCAGUCGGGCCCCUUAAGCUUCCAGGCCGGGGUUGGGGACAGAAAUGGACCAUGCUGGGUGGGUCAGAAGCUUGUCUCUCUCCCCACAGAAGCUGCUCCAAUAAAAGA
Gopherus flavomarginatus (Mexican gopher tortoise) is the source of this 4442-nucleotide messenger RNA. Its product is annotated as toll-like receptor 13. The transcript is spliced from 2 exons. Gene Ontology annotation, molecular function: protein binding; transmembrane signaling receptor activity. Gene Ontology annotation, biological process: immune response; inflammatory response; toll-like receptor signaling pathway. Gene Ontology annotation, cellular component: membrane. The coding region runs from base 593 to 3460 and encodes 955 amino acids. The record is from RefSeq and is a predicted model, not a curated record. NCBI's taxonomy places the organism in Eukaryota, Metazoa, Chordata, Testudines, Testudinidae.